GGGUGAAAGGUUACUGCAUUUUUUUUGACUGCUGUGCAGAAGUAGCGAGUCCUUUUCCUAAGAGGAUAUAAUAAAUAUAUAUAUAGAAAAGACGUUGACAUUCGUGGACUGAUAUAAAACAACCAUUAUGUCGCUCUUGAGAGGUGUUUUUAUUGUUUCAGCUAAGAGGACUCCAUUUGGCACAUAUGGUGGUGUUCUUCGAGACCACAGUGCCACAGACUUGGCUGAACAUGCGGCAAAAGCUACCCUUGCUGCUGGAAACGUUGCUCCAGAACUAGUGAACAGUGUCAUCGUGGGUAAUGUCAUGCAGAGCUCUGCAGAUGCUCCGUAUAUUGCGCGUCAUGUCGGCCUGCGGUGCGGGGUUCCCAUACCAGUACCUGCGCUGACUGUGAACCGCCUCUGUGGAUCAGGCUUCCAAUCUAUCAUCAGUGGUGCUCAAGAAAUCUGCCUGAAAGAAUCCGAGAUUGUACUUUGUGGAGGAUCAGAAAGCAUGAGCCAGGCCCCAUAUGCUGCACGAAACAUCCGCUUUGGAACCAAGUUUGGAGUUGACUUGAAGCUCGAGGACACUUUGUGGGCAGGGCUCACAGACUUGCAUAUAAAGACCCCCAUGGGCAUCACAGCAGAAAACCUGGCUGAAAAAUACCAAAUUACACGUGAGGACUGCGACAAGUAUGCACAUCAGACACAACAGAGGUGGAAAUCAGCUCAUGAGUCUGGCCAUUACAGUGCUGAAAUUGCACCUAUCGAGGUAAAGGCCAAGAAAGGCAAGGAGUCUAUGACUCACGAUGAACACCCUCGUCCACAAACCACACUGGAACAAAUGGCGAAGCUGCCCACUGUCUUCAAGAAAGGGGGCACGGUCACUGCUGCCAAUGCUUCGGGUGUAUCAGAUGGGGCCGCAGCUGUGGUGAUAGCCAGUGAGGAUGCCCUUAAGGAACACAAGCUAACCCCAUUGGCUAGAAUUGUGGCCUAUCAUGUCUCAGGAUGUGAUCCUAGUGUAAUGGGUAUUGGACCUGUACCUGCUAUAACAGAGGCUCUGAAGAAGGCAGGACUCACCCUGAAAGACAUGGACCUAGUAGAGGUGAACGAAGCUUUCGCACCGCAGUAUCUAGCAGUUGCUAAGGCUUUGGGACUGGACCCAGAGAAGAGUAAUGUUAACGGGGGAGCCAUUGCCAUUGGACACCCACUAGGAGCGUCAGGAUCCAGGAUCACUGGACACUUGGUGCACGAGCUCAGGCGACGUGGUGGCAGGUAUGCAGUGGGCUCAGCAUGUAUUGGUGGUGGCCAGGGCAUUGCUAUAAUUUUGGAAAACACACAAUGAGAAGAAAGAGGAACACAAAUGCCUUUAAGAAAAAAGCCCCCAUCAUGCAAGAACAUUCGCCUGUUUCUAGUUCAAACUUGUCUUCCCAUGAAGUAAAGAUUUCAAAGACAUGCAUACAUAGCUGCACAUACAUGAAGAAGAGGUCUUUUUGAAAAUGUCUCAAGGAUCCGUAAUGUGGACAUGUUUUAAGGCCUCAGUUAGGUAUUUAUAAAGGAAUUUAUAUCAUGCUCCAUUAUUAUUAAAGAUAUUUCACCCAAUGGCAAACCAACAUUUUUUUUAUACCUACAAACUAUAAAAUAUACCUAAACCAUAUAAAAAUUCUGCCUUAAUGUUUUUAGACACACUCCCAGAUGGAUUUUUUUUCUGCUCUAGAAAAUGGUGGGGCUAUUACCCUUCUAUUAUAAAAUACAUGGAUGUUGCUUUAAAAUUUGCGACAGCAUUCCAGGUAUUGUGCACAGUGACUCUCUUCUGUGUCAAGCCGGAGGACACUGUAGAAGUACAAUAAAUGUGAAGAAUUAACCUUUCAGUGUAAUUAACUGAUUAAUCUAUUAAUACAUGGAGUGAUAUAUGUGCCUUACCUUUUCUUUCUGUGCCAUUUAACAGGCCAUUGCUUUAAAGUUCCUUUCUCACUUUGGUUUGCUCGUGUUUGUAACGUCACUCCGUUUUAAGGGCGUAACACUUUUUUUGAUUUACAAAUCAAACCUCUUGUGAUCUGUGGCACUGUCAGACCAGUGUACUUAUGAAGCACAAAUAAAGAUGAAAUAGAGUAACCUUGGAA
This is a messenger RNA of Electrophorus electricus (electric eel), 2099 nucleotides long. RefSeq names its product acetyl-CoA acyltransferase 2 (gene acaa2). The record is from RefSeq and is a predicted model, not a curated record. NCBI's taxonomy places the organism in Eukaryota, Metazoa, Chordata, Actinopteri, Gymnotiformes, Gymnotidae. Gene Ontology annotation, cellular component: mitochondrion. Gene Ontology annotation, biological process: fatty acid beta-oxidation. Gene Ontology annotation, molecular function: acetyl-CoA C-acetyltransferase activity.